Messenger RNA from Camellia sinensis, 774 nucleotides. Lineage: Eukaryota; Viridiplantae; Streptophyta; Magnoliopsida; Ericales; Theaceae. The record is from RefSeq and is a predicted model, not a curated record.
AUGACCUCUUCUUCCUUGAAAGCACCGGUUGUGGAGCGCGCGAGUCCAUCCAUAGCCUUGAAAAGGAUCAUUGAUAAGGAGUGUGAGAAGUACAAGGCUGGUGAGAAAAGUGCCAUUGACGGGCACAUCUUCAUUCCUCGUCGUCAUGAGCAACAAGAAAGAAAAGAACGAAGAAAGAGAAGUAACGAUGGAGGGAGAAGACAGCUGAGAGGAGACAGAAGAGACGAACGCACGCGAAGAAGAACACUUCCACCAUUCAAUCAGGUUAAGUUAUGUGUGGAUGAAAAUAUUCCUGCUAUUCCUAUCCCUGGUCCUUCUACUUUUGUUGCUGCACUUUCUGCCUCAGGGUUGGCUACUGACGAGUUUACAUUUGUUGGAUUUCUGCCCAAACAUGCCGGAUCAAGGAAGGAGAGGUUGAUUGUAUCUGCAAAGGAAGUAGCAACACAGAUAUUCUAUGUUCCUCCUCAUAAGCUUCAUCAAUUUAUUGAAGAGGCUUCUUCUAUUUUUGGUGACUGUAGACAAUGUGCCAUAGCUCGAGAGAUGACAAAAAUACAUGAAGAGUUUUGGUGUGGAACUUUGGAAGAAGCCAAAGGAGCAUUCUUGACUCGCCAACCAAAAGGAGAAAUCACAUUCUUGAUUGAAGGAAAGGCAAAUUGUGUGGUGGAAGCUCCAUCCGUGUCUCAGCUUGAGAAUGAACUGAGAGAGUUGAUCUCUGGAGGGCAAUGUCUUUCUUCGGUAUUGGAUUUUUUUUGUUUGUAGUGUAUAUUUAAAUCU